AUGCAUGCGCCGAGCUUGUCUUUGGCAAACGACUAUAGACACCCAGCUGCUCCGCAACAGGGUCGACCGUUCGUCUCGACCGCCGAUGCGACUGCGGCGCACCAUGCUCAGCUCGUUGCCCACUACUGGCACUUUGCACAGCAAGGCGUCGUCGCGCCGGUGAUCGAAGGCGACCUCUACCAGUGGCGUGCAAGGGAGGAGGCUCUUGAGUGGGCUCAACGCCAUGGCAUCGUUCUUUCGCACCCUGAGAACUCUCCCACCCCCGCGACGGUGCACGGUGGGGCCGCGUCCGUAUCGGCGGCGACUCACCAACUGCCGACUAGCCCGGCCGCACCUCUUCCUGAUGGUAAGUACCUGGCAACACAGCGUCUCGCCGUUUCGCCAAUGCUGCCUUCCAAAUAUUACAGGUGCUAAUGCCGAGGAUGCCCGAACGCAGCAGGCCCUCGCUCGGGCCGUCCACUUCCGACUCCAAAACCCAACCCCGUCCCACUUGCUCCAUCUGUCUUCUCUCUUCCGGACUCGAAUCGUCCCGCACCGUCAUCAACAUCAUCUGUCGUGCCCGCUGUCUUCGUGGAAGGCAACGAAUGUGUCUCGACACCAUCUGCUGCGCUGUUGACCGCGUUCCCAAUAGACGAACCUUCACCAGGCCAGGCGGACGACACCAGCGGAGUUCCGACCUUCACUAUGGUAUUGGAAGAUGAAGGGCCCGAGCCAUGGUCCGCAGUCAACCUAGCCACAACCUUUGAUUCGAAAACUUUGACAUCCCCGCUACCGCCACUCCACCCUCGAUUCGAUCCGAGCCAUCCUUCGCACUACCUUUACCACCCGAGUUCUUCUGCUCCGGCACUAUUUGACAACGACAACGUCACCUGUCACGGCUGUGAUGGGACGAUACUAGGUCGUAAGUUGUUGGCGAUGGGGAAGCAAUGGCACCCUGAAUGCUUCGUGUGCUCGCUCGAAGGCUGCGGGCAACGACUGGAGCACGUCGAAUUCGAUGGAAAGGAUGACCGGGUUUAUUGCAUUCUGCACUUUGAAGAGGUAGGUCUGUUAUUAUCCUUGCCUGCAGCAUCUCUCCACGCUGAUGAAGUGAUGGAAACUCGGAUUACGCUGUGCAGCUCUUUGCCGAUAUCUGCUAUCAUUGCAAGACACCCAUCACAAUUGAUCAAGUCAUUACAAUCGACGACCCGCGACUUCUGCCACCGACCCGACGAACCUACCAUGCUUUGCACCUCUUCUGCAGCUCAUGCGGCGAUCCCUUCAUCGAACCCAAGCUGCUCUUUCCGGAUAAAGACGAGGCUACGCCAGACCCUUACACCAUUCAUGAAGGCUUUGUGUACUGUGAGAACUGUGAUCUGCGACUAUGGAAGCCAAAGUGCGCGAGUGCAAAGUGCGGGCACUCGGGCAUUGCAAAUGGAUGGAUUGAGAUUGGGGAUCAGAAGUGGCACGAGGAAUGCUUCUGCUGUAGAGUAAGUCUUCUUCUCUUCUCUACCUCUCUAUUGCGAAUCAAUUAGGAUUAAUUUACUGACCCAAUCUACUUUCAGAUGUGUGACACACCCUUGACAGGAUCAUACAUGGUGCCGGAGGGAGGACAGAACGAAGUGCUUUGCCUUGCCUGCUUUGAUGGUUGA
This is a messenger RNA of Microbotryum saponariae, 1628 nucleotides long. The record is from the annotation of a GenBank genome assembly. Lineage: Eukaryota; Fungi; Basidiomycota; Microbotryomycetes; Microbotryales; Microbotryaceae.